UGUCAUUUUCUAUUUCCACAUGAGAUAGUUGGUGCCUCUCACUUCAACCCAGACAUGAACUCUGUUGUUCUCAGGUGCAGAGAUGGCAAUGUCAACUACUUCAAUCCUUACAUUCUUGUAUUUUGUUGCCACAAUCAUGAUCCAAAAUGCAUUCUUUCAGGUAAGAGUGCAAAGGCUGCAAUGUUCUACAUUGCAAAUUACAUUACUAAAAUGGGGGCAAAAACUUAUGAAAUUCUCUCUCUUCUA
Pisolithus orientalis is the source of this 246-nucleotide messenger RNA. RefSeq lists its product as uncharacterized. Lineage: Eukaryota; Fungi; Basidiomycota; Agaricomycetes; Boletales; Pisolithaceae. The transcript has a single exon. The annotation marks the transcript as partial. The record is from RefSeq and is a predicted model, not a curated record.